AUGUCUCCGGACAUCAAUUCUCUACCCCCAUCUCGCUCGGCAUCUGCUUCCCCACGCCAACGACGCACACUCUCCAGUCUAUUGGACGCUCUAGCUCCCACCCAGCCUCUCCCGGUUUCUUCGGCUGGCUCUUCAAACCCAACCCACAACAACGGUAACAACCACUACUACAACAGUAACACCACGAUCACUGACCUGCCGCGCCGCCAUCACCCAAUAACCAUGUCAGAGCGCCGCCGGUCUGGAAACCUGAACCUCAACAGUAGCAAUAAUAGCUAUAGUGAGUCGGGUGGCGUAGAUAUCCCGUCGCCCUCUGAUCAUCGGUCUUCCAUCGGCCACGGGCUUCGCAACUCCAGCCCCUCCAACCUCGGCGGUAGUCCCGUUAUUGGUACGGGUGAUCCCCAUCAUCAGCGCACUCCUUCACUUGGGGAGCUGCAUCAGGAGCUUGAACAAGAACAGGAAGCGCAAGUGAACCGGCUUCUACAAACUAUCCGGUCCCAACAGGUUCGGCUUCAGCACCUUGAACAGCAGCACCAGCAAUCUGCAAUUGACGACGCUCCUCUUUCCUCGGAGCGCGCAACGUCAUCUUUCCCCCCAGCUGCAGCACUCUCUACGGCUGGCAGCAGAACUUCAACUCAGUUGACCUCUUCUUUGUCAAGUCGUCGUCCAAGUCAGGCAUACUCUCCUAGCCUCCGCCCGGCCGACUUAUCCCGUGGCCCGGACACUUCAGAGUGGGUCCCGACCCCCGGUGAGGGACGGCGGGGUAGCCGAGACGAAAGUAGCUUCUACCAAGCCGAAGCCACGGCUCUCGCAAGAGAGAACCAGAUACUACGGCAGCGUGUUCGAGAAUUAGAACGCCAAGUGAGCGAGCUAAACACCAACUUGACAGCUUCGUCUCAAACGCCCGAUGAGCCUAAUAUUGGAGUACCCCAGGUAGCAGCGGGAGCGGGAUCUGAUGGCGAGGCGUCAGACAAAACAUGA
This is a messenger RNA of Aspergillus puulaauensis, 981 nucleotides long. RefSeq lists its product as uncharacterized. The record is from RefSeq and is a predicted model, not a curated record. The transcript has 3 exons. NCBI's taxonomy places the organism in Eukaryota, Fungi, Ascomycota, Eurotiomycetes, Eurotiales, Aspergillaceae. The coding region runs from base 1 to 981 and encodes 326 amino acids.